Mesocestoides corti is the source of this 2220-nucleotide messenger RNA. The record is from the annotation of a GenBank genome assembly. Lineage: Eukaryota; Metazoa; Platyhelminthes; Cestoda; Cyclophyllidea; Mesocestoididae.
AUGCCCUCUCUUCGCACAAGGCGUUGCGUUUAUAAGUCACCAUACUUCGAUCAAACGUCAGACGUAGAUAACGAUGUUAAGGUUGGUAUGGCUUCCGGAGUCACCAGCAGCAGCGACGAAUUUAUGGUAACCCCCAAGGUUACUCGCUCCUGCCGUCGCAAAUCCAAGACACGGAGAAGUAACGCAAAUUGCAAAGGAAAAAGUCGCAAAAAUCAGUCAAAUGCUUUGGAGUCUAGCGCCUCGGACACCACGACAAGUUGUAAAAAAGCCAGGACAGCCUCUCAGUCGAGAGCAAAAACAGAGAACGCGAAGGUAGUUUCAGUUGUCCCACAAUUACAGAGUGACACCGAGUCCAGUGACGCGGACGGUUGGGAGGAUGUGACUAAUCACACUCCGAUGAAACAGCCCGAGGCACUGCCUUCAACCUGCAAUGAAAUAGAGUUCAUGAGUCAGUUAUUAGAAAAACCUGAUGAGAAAGUGGCUGUUAAGAAGGAGGAAAAACCUGAUUUGGUGGUUUCGGUAAACACUGCCCCCAAUCAGAAGCCAUCUCGUGACCCCAAAACCCUGGCUGCUCUUGCGCUUGCCAAACAAUUGAGAGAACAUCAGUAUGCGGUCCACACGCUUUAUGUAAUUGGAUUUCUCACUUACGGUCGUUUCGCUAACAAAGCUUGUGACGAUCCGACCAUACGCGCGUUGGCGUAUUCCCUCAUUGAUCCUCCGAAAGUGUGGGACCCAACAACUCUUCGUUCAAUUGUUUCAACGUUUGCCUGCCUUGUUCGUGGUAGUGUGAAAAUCAAGAACCCGAAUAUCACAGAAGCGGUCCAGGCUCGGCUUGAAAUAGGCCGAACGUCAGUGGACGACUGUACUUUUCUAUUAGUUGCUGCCUUGCGGGCGUGUGGACUAGACGCCCGCCUUGUUUUAGCGUUUGUCCCACCACCACUGAGACGUGACACGAAGGCCUUGUGUGUAAAAAGACUCAAACGUCUGAAUCCACCGAAGAAAAACACUAACAUAAUUUCCACUUCUGAAAGCGAAGAAGGUUGUGGUAGUCAUGAAGGCCCAGAUUAUCACCUCUUUGGUCAGGUCUACUUGCCUUCGGCUAAAGCCUGGUCCAGCGUUGACCUGACUUUGCCCGUUGGAAGAGCGACCGUGGAAUCCUUCCAGUUUCCACAAUAUCAAUACGUUGUGGGCUUCCAUUCCACUACUUCGAGCUACGUCGGGCGUUCUCCCAUCGACCUAGCCCCUCGCUACGAUCCAGCGUGGAUGUCUGAAUCUCGGAGCAAACGCAUACCCGAUUCCGUUUGGAAUAAACUGUUGGCUUCGAUGCGAAACUACUGUGACGGUGAUGUAGCUGCUCUUCGUGCUGAGGACACCACUCGCGAGGAAGAGAUGAGGGAUGCCGCCGACUUGCGCGUUAUUUUUGACUACUUGCAAACGCUGCCCCUCCCGAAACGGAUCCAGGACUUCAAGGGCCAUCCACUGUAUGCUCUGAGACGACAUCUGCUCAAAUUUGAGGUAAUUCAUCCCCCGGAUGCUCCGGUGAUCGGGUUCCUGAAUUCCUGGCUAAAGGAAGCAAAGACAGUGAAGUUAGGCGAAAAGCCUGCGAAGGUAGUGAAAGCCAUGAUGUCGAUGAAACGCAAACUCCUGAUGGACGACAACGGGCCACCGCCCACCGUCGAUUUGUAUGGACCGUGGCAGGUAGAGGAUUACGUGCCGCCCGUUGCCGAAAAUGGUCUUGUUCCCCGAAACGAGCAUGGCAACGUUGAACUCUUCAAGCCCUGUAUGCUGCCCGUCGGAUGCACGCAUAUUCGUCUGCAGGGAAUCCAGCACAUUGCCAAACGCCUGCAAAUCGACAUAGCCCCCGCAAUGGUAGGCUGGACGUUUCACAAGGCCGGCUGGGCUCAUCCGGAGUACGAUGGCUUUGUGGUGUGCAAGGAGUCCGUCCCGGUUCUUGUUGACGCGUGGCGAGCCGAAAAAAUGAACGCGGAAAAAGCCGCGGCCGCAGACAAAGCCGAGCAUGCUCUAUCAAACUGGCGGCGUGUGACGCGUCACCUGCUCCUGUGGCAACGAGUGGAGGCCAAAUUCAAGCUGACGAAGGCCACGGUGACUUCAUCGGUAACUGGAUCCUACUACUCCCUCUUCCUUACUGGGGCCCUAGGCGCUAAGUUGGGUGAAAAUGCCAAAAUCCACAGUAGCUACAGCUCACCGUUUGUGAACUAG